This is a messenger RNA of Zingiber officinale, 1670 nucleotides long. RefSeq names its product AT-hook motif nuclear-localized protein 7-like. Bases 348 to 1457 code for a protein of 369 amino acids. The transcript is spliced from 5 exons. The record is from RefSeq and is a predicted model, not a curated record. Gene Ontology annotation, molecular function: minor groove of adenine-thymine-rich DNA binding. NCBI's taxonomy places the organism in Eukaryota, Viridiplantae, Streptophyta, Magnoliopsida, Zingiberales, Zingiberaceae.
AUUAAUACAAUUAAUUUGUAUUAUUAAUACAAUUAAUAAUAAUUAUAUCUCCUCAUUCUCUGGUUUUUUUUUCCGGCACUGUUCUUGCUUCUUCUUUCUCAUCGGCACCGGUGAAAUCGGUGGCGACACAGAAGAAACAAAGAGAGAAAAUUUUGGCCAGGAAAGUAUAUAUAUUUUCCGAUUUUUAAGGAAUUUUUGUUUUGGCGGAGAUCAUGGUGGCGAGCUGUUGUGGAGCUUGAUGGCGCCCUAGAGAGUGGACUGCGGAGGUCGGUGGAUCUCCUUGUGGUUACUGAUCUAGUGGUGUCGGUGUUGGAGUUUAGGCUGUUUGGGGCUAGAUUAAUCUAUGCAUGGAGGAGAGGGAGGGAGUGGUACCUUCUCCGGAAGUGGUGGAAGCAUCUGGGAGUUACCAGCCCCCGCCGCCUGCGGCGUCGGAUCCGGCGGCAGAUGCUGUGAGGGAUAAGAAGCCUGCUAGCGAGGUUGCUGCAGCGACUAAGGCAACUGGAGUUGCGGUAGGGCCUCCGAUCGCGGUGGCGGGAGAUGCCGGGGAGGUUUCGGGGCUGUUGAAGAAGAAGAGAGGGCGGCCGAGGAAGAACGGGCCGGACGGAACCCCGCUACGGCCGUUGAACCCGAUGCCACUCUCGGCAUCUGCGCCGGCCAACGUUCAGUACACGUCGGCGGCUGCGGUGGGGACGGUGAUGAAGAGGGGUAGAGGGCGAGCGGUGGGUCUGGCGAGCAAGCCGUCUACGCAGUUCAGUCUCCAGGCGGAGCAUUUAUCCCCAGGUGGUUUUGCUGAGCAAACAACCAUCGCAGGGGAGAUGGUUGCCUGCUCUGCAGGUGCAAAUUUCGCACCGCAUAUAAUAACUGUUGCUGUUGGAGAGGAUGUUACCAUGAAGAUAAUAUCUUUUUCACAACAAGGUCCUCAAGCUAUUUGUAUCUUAUCUGCCAAUGGUAUUAUCUCAAAUGUGACACUUCGCCAGCCUGAUUCAGGUGGCGGUACAUUAACUUAUGAGGGCCGUUUCGAACUGCUAUCCUUAUCUGGAUCGUUCAUGCCAACUGAAAAUGGAGGAACAAGAAGCCGAGCCGGCGGCUUGAGUGUUUCAUUGGCAAGUCCUGAUGGUCGAGUUAUUGGUGGAGGAGUUGCUGGCCUACUGGUAGCUGCAAGUCCCGUGCAGGUUGUGGUAGGAAGUUUCUUGCCAAGUUACCAGAUGGAGCAGAAGAUAAAGAGGUCAGGAGUUGAAGUUGGGUCAGUAUCUACACCAACAUCUACAAUUCCACUCUCGAGAACAGACACGGAGGAAGCAUUCAGUAGCAGUCAGUCACAGCCUAGUUCAGCGAUCGCCAAGCCAGGUCCUUCGACAACACCAGGUUUCAGAGUGGAAAAUUGGUCUCCGCCACAGUCAACGACUGCCCCACGGAGCACCGCAAUGGACAUAAACAUAAGCUUGCCUGGAGGGUGAAACAAGAAAAAGGCAAAAGGAUUUCUUCUUUCUCAAUUGAUAGGCAUUUAUUUCUCGACUGGGAAUCAUCUCUUCUGAUCAGAACUAGGCACAUAUAUGUGCAUUGUCCAAAACUCCCUGACGUUUGCGUUGUUAGAUUGCAUUUUACUGUAUCAUGGAUGAUGAAACUUGCACGGUUUGUUGUAUGGAUCGGUAGCUCCGUUAGCUCUCUUG